AUGGCAGAGCCGGGCCCAGAGCCGGGGCUCGCGUGGCGGCUACUGGCCCUGUGCGGUGCUGCAGUGUUCCUGGCGGCGGCCGCGGCCGGAGGGGCGCUGGUGGCCUGGAAUCUGGCGGCCACCACGGCCCGGGUUCCCAGCUGCCCUGAACCCGAGCAGGUGAACGCCACGAUAUGGCCCCCAGACUCGGCGACAGAGGUCGAAGAACUGUGGCGGCAGUUGGCGGAGGCUGAGCAGCGUCAGGAGAGCCUGGUCGGGCGGCUUCAGCGAGCAGAGGGCGACAGGAUGGAGCUGGAGGCGGCGCUCAAGGCCUGCAAGGAACGCCAGAGCCGGCUUCAGACCCAACUGAAGACUCAGAAGAUUGAGAUGGACCAGGCGAAAGCCCUAGGCACGAAGAUGGGGCUGGAGAAUGGAGAGCUGGCAGAAGCCUUGGCGCGAUGGGAGGCGGUAGCCACUGAGUCCAAGCAACAGCUGGAAGAGGCGCUCCAGCGCGCAGGCGCAGCAGAGGCCGUCGGCGAGGCCUGCGUUAGCCGCGAGGUGGCGCUGAGGGAGCACGUUUAUGCCCUGGAAGCCGAGCUCGGCACUUUAAGGAGAGAGUCGCGCCCCAGACUCCGCUCAGGAUCUAGGUCUAAGCCCAGCAUCCGCUCCCGUCUGAAGUCUGGACCCACGAAGGGCUGCCGGAGGCCACCUCGUGAUCCCCAGUAG
Messenger RNA from Psammomys obesus (fat sand rat), 705 nucleotides. RefSeq names its product coiled-coil domain containing 194 (gene Ccdc194). The record is from RefSeq and is a predicted model, not a curated record. The coding region runs from base 1 to 705 and encodes 234 amino acids. The transcript is spliced from 4 exons. NCBI's taxonomy places the organism in Eukaryota, Metazoa, Chordata, Mammalia, Rodentia, Muridae.